UUGACGGGUUUUGAAAUUUGAAAAAUAUGAAAAUCAGACCGUUAGAUGGAAGAGGACGGUCAGGAUUUUUAGUAAUUCGAGAAACUGAAAUUUCUUGAAAAUUUGCAAGAAUUAAUUCCUUGCACAAAAGAAACUCCAAAACAACACUAACACACCCCGAACCCCAUGACUUGAUUUUCCCGGAAAAUCCCAGCCUUCCCGAGAAAAUCUGGCGAUGGACUCUCCUCCUGACCUCGCAGACGAGUUCCGCAACUGGCUGGAGCUGCCCCGGGACGUGACGGCGUCGAUCCUGCUGAGACUGGACGCCAUCGAGAUCUUGACGAGCGCGCAGAUGGUGUGCUCGCCAUGGCGCAAACUCUGCAAGGACCCGUCUAUGUGGCGCACCGUCCACAUACGCAACCCCCACUCCCACUGGGCGAUCUCCGACCUCGAGAAGAUGUGCCGCCAAGCCGUCGAUCGCAGCUGCGGCCAGUUGGUGGAUAUCUACAUCGAGUACUUUGGCGACGACGAGCUCCUCAGGCACAUCGCUGACAGUUCAAAUCAGCUCAAACGCCUUCGACUUGUAAGUGUCUAUGACGUUUCAGAUGAGGGAUUGAGAGAAAUGGCUGCAAAACAUCCAUUACUAGAGGAGCUUGACAUUUCAUUCUGCUCAUUGUCAGAAAAAACUCUGAAAGCUGUGGGCCGUCGUUGCCCUCAUUUGAAAUCAUUCAAAUACAACGAGAAAGGGUAUAGAUAUCCUCACGUAGAGUGUAAUGGGUUGGCUCUUACUAUUGCAAAGAACAUGCCUGAAUUGCGCCACCUCCAGCUUUUUGGAGAUAAGCUGACUAAUGAUGGCUUGCAGGCCAUCCUUGACGGUUGCCCUCACCUUGAAUCACUUGACCUACGCCAAUGCUUCAAUGUCAAUCUGGCAGGGGAUUUGGGAAGAAGAUGUGCUCAACAGAUUAAACACUUGCGGCUUCCCCAUGAUUCCACCGAUGACUAUGAAUUUGGUGGUGAACUUGAUGGUUAUGGUUCUUCUGAUUUUGAAGAUGGCUACCUAUCUGGGUAUUCGGACGUAGAUUGUUUGUCUGAACCUUGUGGGUAUUAUGAUUUCCCCGGCUACGAUCCCAUCAAUGAUGAAUUCACCAACUACGAUUUCAUUUUCAACUACGGAGAUUUUAACGACGACGGUUUUUAUUGACCGACUCCUGUGUUGCACCCAACUCUUGCCUCCCAAUAUUUUGAAUGUUUAGUAUUAGUAUCUUAUUGACUUCGUGUGCACCUCUAGAUAGAUGUACUAAUUUUGAAUUCUGAUCUUAUGGAUGUUAUUAAUUUUAUUUGAAAUAGAAGUGAUCUUUGUCUGCCAAUACUGCCCACUCCAAUU
Molecule: messenger RNA, 1363 nt
Organism: Corylus avellana
Lineage: Eukaryota; Viridiplantae; Streptophyta; Magnoliopsida; Fagales; Betulaceae
Product: putative F-box/LRR-repeat protein 9
Molecular function (GO): protein binding
Source: RefSeq, a predicted model, not a curated record